Eimeria tenella is the source of this 2595-nucleotide messenger RNA. RefSeq lists its product as uncharacterized. The transcript has 6 exons. The record is from RefSeq and is a predicted model, not a curated record. Gene Ontology annotation, biological process: phosphatidylinositol dephosphorylation. Gene Ontology annotation, molecular function: phosphatidylinositol-3,5-bisphosphate 5-phosphatase activity. Bases 1 to 2595 code for a protein of 864 amino acids. Gene Ontology annotation, cellular component: intracellular membrane-bounded organelle. Lineage: Eukaryota; Apicomplexa; Conoidasida; Eucoccidiorida; Eimeriidae.
AUGGUGGCAUACCCCCAGGUACACAGCCGGCGACAAGCUGCUGAGGCCGCCCUUGCAGCAGCUGCAGAACUAAACGAGCCGCCCAAAGCAACAAUAACAGCUCCCGCUACAGCGCCAAGCUGCCGUACCAAACUGGGAGAAACAGGAGCGGCGCAUUCCAAUGCAGCAGGAGUCGCAGGAGCCAGUGCUGCAGCGCCUGCAGAAGCAGCUGCAGCUGCAGCAGCAGCCGCAGCUCCGAAGCCGCCCCUCUCUACAUUCACUCUAUUAAUCAGUCGGCGCUACAUACUCGCUGUAGGGAGCACAGAUCAGCUGUGGAACUCAUGCGAGGGGCCUCAGCAGCAGCAGCAAGCAGCGCAGCAGCGGGAUGAGCAGCAGUCGCGGCAGCAGCAGGUUUUGGAGCAUAUUUUGGGGCGCGAUGGGGCGACAUGGAGGCGGCUCCACUCUAUUCUCCUGCUACACAAGCAGCCAGUGUUGCAGCAGCGGCAGCAGAUGGAGCAGCACCUUCGGCAGCAGAUGCAGUCAGAGCAGCAGCAGAGGCAACAGCAGCAACACCAGCAGCAACCUCAACAGCACGAGCUGCUUCACUUCAGCCGUACCCCAACAUGGGAAAGGAUCGGCUCUAAGUUCAUGACUACGGAGGUUGCGAAGUACUGCCUACGGCAAACGCUGCAGCUGCUGGGGGAGGCCCCGGAGCAGCAGCUUUCCGUGUCGGGCCUUGUUGGCUUCCUGCCUCUUCUCUGCGGCUUUCACCUCGUUGCUGCUGUUGGCGCGCGACCGGCUGCGCGUUUGCUGGUGCACCACACAGUAAACAGUAUCGACGAUUUGGUUCUUCUGCCCCUUUUUUUCACGGCUGAUACGCCGCAGGAGGCUGCUGCCUUCUGCUGCAGCAGUCCUCCCACGCUGCACUUGCUGCACUCGCUGCAGCAGCAGCAGCAGCAGGCUAAACGAGGACAGCAAAAGCAGCAACAACAGCAACCGCCAGAGGAUCAGCCGCUCAGUCAGCAGCAGCUUGAGCUUCUGCAGGAGGUGCAGCAACUGUGCAAAAGACUCUCGGGACUAUCCUUUAGCGCAAGCACAGCAGCAGCGGCAGCAGAAGAUGCGAAAUACAGAACUUCAGUUUUGGCUUACCGCGCCGAUCGCGGAUUUUACUUCUGCCGGACUCUCUGCAUCAAUCUCUCCCUGCAGCAGUUGGCUGCCAGGAGGCGUGCUGCAUGUGCAGCAGCAGCUGCUGCUGCUGCUGAGCGAACUGCGGCAACAACUGCUCAAAAAGGGGGAGAAGCAGCAAGAGUUGCAGCGGCUGCUGCUGCUGUUGCUGCCAGCGGAGCCGAGUUCCACGGACAGUAUCUGAGCUGCGAACUGAAUCCUGAAUGCUGCCAAUGCAAGCGGCAGAAGCAGCCUCCCCAGCAGCAAGAAAUGCAGUGGCAGCAGCGAGAAGCCACCAGUCGCUGGCAUUGGUCGCCUCUACACCGGGAGGAAUGCCGUUUUCUGUGGAACCGCGAAUUGUUGUCCUUACUGCUGCAACAGCAGCAGCAGGACUUAAUAUCAGAGGGGUUCUUUUUGCUGUUGUUGCAUGGGUCGGUGCAGCAGCAAGUGUUGCAAACCCAAGGGGUCCACCUGCAGCUGUUAACAAUCUCAAGACGUUCUGCUGCUUUUGCGGGACCCCGAUACCGUAAGAGGGGGCUCAACGACGCCGGUGAUGCGGCAAACGAAAUCGAAGUUGAAUUUAUUUGUCAGGCGACGAUUCCCUCCCGAACAGCCACAGCAGCAGCAGCCCGGCAAGCAGCAGCUUCAACAGCAGCAGCGGCAGGAACUCCUGCUGCGCUGUGGAGGCAAGUGCUGCUGCGAGGGGGUGGGGGAUUCGAGUUUGCUGUUGCUUCUCACGUCUUGUCGCGAGGCAGCGCUCCGCUGCUUUGGUUCCAAGACACUGCAGUCAUUCCUUCACGGCCCAGAAUCCGCCGCAGAAUGACGGACGUCAACUGCAGCGCUAUUAGAAGGCAUAUGGCGAGUUUGCUGCAGCGGUAUGGAGCUCCGCUGCUGCUGCUGAACCUACUGCGCAGCAGCCCCCGCGCAGCGCAUUCUGCGGAAAAGCAGCAGAUAGCCCCACUUGGUUUUUCUGCAGCAACUUCUAGGCUAAGUCGACAGAAGCAUUCGCAGCAAGGCCUGGGAUGCGCAGCAGAGGCGACUGUAGCAGUAGCUAUAGAGGCAGCAAACGCUGCUGCGCGGAAAACAGAGGAUAGUCCCAGCGAAGAAACAGCAACGGCCACAGUAGCCGAACAGGAAUCUUGCCUUGGAAAUGAAUAUCGCAGGGCUGUAGCAGCCCUAAAUUCGGAGCUUCCUGCGGCAGUGCAACUCCGAUUUGCUGCGGUGGAUAUCGAGGCAGCAAGGAGAGGGGACCCGGCAGAGGCGUCGUCACGAGUGGGCGGCCUGGCGGCGAAGACUUUGGAGGAGCUGCAAUUCUUUGCCUCUCAAGAGUCAGUGCUUAAGACCGCGGGCUCAGACUUUGGAGCAGCAGAGCAGCAUGCGAACCAGUGCACCACCAGAAACCUUGGCUCAGCAGCAAUAGCAGCAAACGGACUUCCAGCUGAAGCAGAUUGA